AUGGAUUCCAGGCUUAUGAAAGCGGUUCAAUACAGCAAAUAUGGAGGAGGGACUGAAGCUCUUAAGCUUGUGCAUAUUCCAAUCCCUACUCCAAAGAAAGGUGAACUGUUGGUGAAGUUGGAGGCAGCUAGUUUGAAUCCAUUUGAUUGCAAAUGUCAACAAGGCAAAUUUCGUCCAAUUUAUCCUAGUGGAUUACCUUGUACUCCAGCGACAGACAUAGCUGGGGAGAUUGUUGAAAUUGGACCCGAUGUGAAGAACUUUAAAGCAAGUGAUAAGAUAGUCAGCUUUCUCAGAAUGAAGAAUGGAGGGGACCUUGCAGAAUAUGCUCUGGUUCUUGCAAACAUGACCGUAAAGAGGCCCAUAGAGGUUUCUGCUGAAGAUGGUGCGAGCUUGCCUAUGACUGCACUUACAGCACUGCAGGCGAUUCGUGAUUCUGCAGGCAUUAAGCUUGAUGGUAGUGGUAAAGAAAUCAAUGUACUUGUCACCGCUGCUUCUGGAGGGGUUGGGCAUUAUGCUGUUCAGAUUGCAAAGCUUGGAGGAGCACAUGUUACUGCCACUUGUGGUGCCCGCAAUAUGAACUUGGUUAUGGGGUUGGGAGCUGAUGAAGUGUUGGACUAUAAAACUGUUCAAGGUGCAGCCUUGAAGAGUCCCUCGGGGCGCAAAUACGAUGUCGUGAUUCAUUGUGCUAACAAUAUACCAUGGUCAACAUUUAAACCUAAUCUAAGCCCCUCUUCUAAGGUGAUUGGUCUAACCCCAAAUCUAACAUCAUUAUCAAUAAGUUUCGUACAUAAAGUGACUCUAGCCAAGCAGCAACUUGUGCCAUAUUUUAUUGCAAGCAUCCAAGAGGACCUUUCGCUACUGGUUGAUUUAGCCAAGGAGGGUAAAUUAGAAACUCACAUUGACUCAAAGCAUCCUCUCGAAAAGGUAGAGGAUGCAUGGACAAAGAUGUCUGAGAGGCAUGCCACAGGAAAAAUUGUGGUCACAUUCUGCAACUAAGAUUUAGAUAUGGGAGAAUCAGCGUGUGUUUCAAUAGCAAAAUGAUCAGAUUGAUUGGGACAAAGCAAUGGUAGAUUCUAUCUCCAAUUUUGUUAUAUAAAAGUGUACUUCUUG
Molecule: messenger RNA, 1110 nt
Organism: Cryptomeria japonica (Japanese cedar)
Lineage: Eukaryota; Viridiplantae; Streptophyta; Pinopsida; Cupressales; Cupressaceae
Product: chloroplast envelope quinone oxidoreductase homolog
Exons: 5
Coding region: 1-996 (331 amino acids)
Molecular function (GO): oxidoreductase activity
Source: RefSeq, a predicted model, not a curated record